AUGACAGUGGCAUUUGCAGAGACCAAACCUAGACCUGCCCGAUCUUCAACUAAUUCUCCGGCCUCCCCAAAGAUCUACCCUGAGAUAGAGGACCUCCAGUGGGCAGAAUCACAGCCUCCCCCUUACCCUCCGCCGCAGCCGACUGCUCCCCCUGCCCAGGCCCCUGAUGAGGCGGAGGGAGCGAGUGAGCCUGCGGCAGGGACACGGAGUCGGAGAGGCCGUAGCCCAGGACCAGAAGUCACCUGGGGAGAGACCCCGGUAGCAUGCCUAGUUCUAAACUUGGAGGAAGAAUAUCGCCUCCAUGAGCAGAAUCCCAAGCAUUUACCAACCACUGAAUGGAUGACGGCUUUCGCUGGAGUCUGGGCUAAACAGGCAGGGAUGGGACUGGCUAGACAAAUACCUCCAGUUGUGGUGGAACUAAAAGCUGAUGCCUCCCCCGUCUCGGUCAGACAAUACCCUAUGAGUAAAGAAGCUAAAGAGGGUAUCCGACCACAUAUCCAGAGACUAUUACAACAGGGGAUUCUAGUUCCUUGCCAAUCCCCGUGGAACACCCCCCACCUGCCUGUGCGUAAGCCUGGGACUAACGAUUAUCGACCAGUACAGGACCUGAGAGAAGUUAAUAAAAGAGUACAGGACAUCCAUCCUACUGUUCUAAAUCCUUACAACUUACUAAGUUCCCUCCCACCAUAACAGACUUGGUACACUGUCCUAGACCUGAAAGAUGCCUUUUUCUGCCUCUGAUUGCACCCCAAUAGCCAGCCAAUGUUCGCUUUUGAGUGGAGGGAUCCAGAAGGAGGACACAUGGGUCAACUAACCUGGACGCGGCUGCCCCAGGGAUUCAAAAAUUCCCCCACUCUUUUUGAUGAGGCACUCCAUCCGGACCUCACGCCCUUUAGGGCCCAGAACCCCCAGAUUUCUCUCUUGCAAUACAUAGAUGAUUUACUGGUUGCCGCCCCAACUCAAGAACUGUGCCUUGGUGGAACUAAGAAACUCCUGAAUGAAUUGGGUGAGUUGGGAUACCAGGUAUCAGCUAAAAAAGCUCAGCUAUGCAGCACCGAGGUGACCUACCUAGGAUACACCCUCCGAGACGGAAAGCGGUGGCUCACAGAAGCUCGGAAGAAAACUGUAACACUGAUCCCGACUCCCACCACCCCGCGACAGGUACGUGAGUUCCUGGGAACGGCGGGCUUUUGUAGACUCUGGAUACCGGGGUUCGCAGCCCUGGCUGCCCCCCUGUAUCCGCUUACUAAAGAAAAAGUCCCGUUCAUCUGGACAGAAGAACAUCAAAAAGCUUUUGACAAUAUAAAGACUGCCUUACUUACAGCCCCUGCUCUGGCCUUGCCAGAUUUGACUAAGCCUUUCACCUUAUAUGUUGACGAGCGGGCCGGAGUAGCUCGCGGAGUCCCAACUCAGACUCUAGGGCCUUGGAGACGACCAGUGGCCUACCUAUCUAAAAAAUUGGACCCUGUCACCAGUGGUUGGCCCUCCUGCCUGAAAGCCAUCUCCGCAGUAGCAUUGCUUGUUAAAGACGCUGACAAGCUUACUCUAGGUCAGCAUGUGACUGUAAUUGCUCCCCAUGCCCUGGAGAAUAUUGUGAGACAGCCCCCUGAUCGAUGGAUGACUAACACCCGGAUGACCCACUACCAGAGUUUGCUGUUGAAUGAUCGAGUGACAUUUGCCCAACCCGCCAUCCUCAAUCCUGCCACCCUCCUCCCUUAAGUGGAUGACUCCACCCUGAUACAUAGCUGCGCUGAUAUCCUGGCUGAAGAAGUUGGAACGAGAAAGGACCUGACUGAUCAACCUUGGUCAGGAGUGCCUAAUUGGUACACCGACGGCAGCAGCUUUGUAGUGGAGGGGAAAAGAAGAGUGGGAGCAGCAGUGGUGGACGGAAAACAGGUAAUCUGGGUGAGCAGUCUUCCAGAAGGGACUUCUGCUCAGAAGGCUGAGCUUUUGGCCUUGAUUCAAGCCCUUCGGCUAGCAGAAGGUAAGGCUGUUAACAUCUAUACAGAUAGCCGGUAUGCCUUUGCAACAGCUCACAUACAUGGGGCCAUCUACAAACAACGAGGGCUGCUCACCUCGGCAGGGAAAGACAUCAAGAACAAAGAAGAAAUAUUAGCCCUCUUGGAAGCAGUGCACCUGCCAAAAAAGGUGGCCAUUAUUCACUGCUUAGGUCACCAAAGAGGGCAAGAUCCCCUAACAAAGGGAAAACAAAUGGCGGACUCAGUAGCAAAACAGGUAGCCCAGCAGGUUACUAUACUGGUAGAAAAAGAGCGAGACCCAAGUCCUCCAGAAGUACAACAAACAGGAGAAAGAAAAGCUCGAACCAUAGAUGGAAAAAUAAUUUUGCCCACAACAGAGGGAAAAGACUAUGUCCAAAGAUUACAUCAGUGGACACAUUUGGGAACAGACAAGCUAAAACAGUUGGUUAAGGCUUCCAGAUACCAUGUGUUAGAUCUAAACGCUAUCAUUAAACAAGUAGUAAAUGCCUGCCGCGCCUGCACCCUCACUAAUGCUGCUAGAUCCUAUCAAGAGCCUGGAAGAAGAAGACGAGGAGAUCGGCCAGGGGUCUACUGGGAGGUAGACUUCACCGAAAUAAAGCCGGGAAAAUAUGGUAAUAAAUACCUACUAGUUUUUGUAGACACCUUCUCAGGAUGGGUAGAAGCCUUCCCCACCAGAUCUGAAACAGCUCAAGUCUUGGCUAAGAAGAUCCUUGAAGAAAUCUUACCCCAGUUUGGAAUUCCUAAGGUAAUCGGGUCAGACAAUGGACCUGCUUUUGUUGCCCAGGUAAGUCAGGGAUUGGCCUCACAACUGGGGAUGAAUUGGAAAUUACAUUGUGCUUACAGACCCCAGAGUUCAGGACAGGUAGAAAGAAUGAAUAGAACUCUAAAAGAGACCCUAACUAAAUUAGCCAUUGAGACCGGCGGUAAGGACUGGGUGGCUCUCCUUCCCUUCGCACUUCUCAGGGUCCUAAACACCCCUGGACGUUUCGGCCUUACCCCUUAUGAGAUUUUACAUGGGGGACCACCCCCCUUGACCGAGUCGGCUGAGAUAUUGGAUCCCAGUACCAGCUCUUCCUUACCCUCUGCUUUGUUUACCCAUUUAAAGGCCUUAGAAGUCAUAAAGACACAGAUCUGGGACCAGAUCAGGGAAGCCUACACACCGGGGACCUCAACAGUACCCCACGGGUUCCAGAUUGGAGAUUCGGUCCUAGUUAGACGACAUCGCGCUUGUACUCUCGAGCCCCGGUGGUACCUGGUGUUGUUGACCACCCCCACAGAAAUAAAAGUAGACGGGAUCGCUGCCUGGAUCCACACCUCCCACGUCAAGAAGGCACCCAGUCAAGAUGAAGACAACUGGACGGUGGCUGCCACUGAUAAUCCUCUUAAGCUUCGCUUGCGUCGCAGGAGCCACUCUAGACCAAAACAACCCACAUCAGCCUCUGAUCCUGGCCUGGCAAGUUCUUGGUCCUGA
Messenger RNA from Mastomys coucha (southern multimammate mouse), 3471 nucleotides. RefSeq lists its product as uncharacterized. The record is from RefSeq and is a predicted model, not a curated record. The transcript is spliced from 2 exons. Gene Ontology annotation, biological process: DNA integration. Gene Ontology annotation, molecular function: nucleic acid binding; RNA-DNA hybrid ribonuclease activity. NCBI's taxonomy places the organism in Eukaryota, Metazoa, Chordata, Mammalia, Rodentia, Muridae.